AUGCCUCCCUCAAUGUCUGCCUACGCCUCCGACAACUCGCUCCGCGGCUCGUGUCCGCCAGCCUCUUCCUCUGCCGCCUCGCUUCCAGGCUCCGAUUCUGCCUGGCUCCGCGUGGCCAACGGCCUCAGCGACGACGCUUCCAGCCUGGCUGCUGCCCUUCUACGACCACUCCAUUACUGCUGCACUGCUAAGACCACUGGCCCUGCCACUGGCCCUGCCACCACCACCACCACCACACCAAUACCCCCCGCCAACUCUCGUCGUGUGGAUCCCGACUCUCUGGCCGCAAAGGCUCUUGUAGGCUGGGGCGAGUCUGCCCAGGAGUUUGCCCGUGAGGCUGCUCUAGAGGCGUCUCAUUUGCAGGACUCCACCGGGCCCAGUGCUGCCCAGAGGAAACUGGAUGCCCUGCGCAACGCAUACUCGUCCCCAGUGGACACAGAGCGGCUGGACAGGAUUGCCCGUGCGUCCAGAGACGGGCUAGCUGGCUGGGGCGAAACUGCCAGCCAGCUAGCCGCCGACGAGCUGGCCGAUCUCGACUGGCAGCAGCGCCAUCCUUCGGCUCCCCGUCUGGAAUCUGCCCUGGCAGCGGCUGCAGAAGCCGUGGGCAAAGCCGAGCAAGAAGUGGCCAGCUUGAACGCCUCAUCGUCGUGGUGGUGGGGCGGCAGUUGCAGCACGGACGAGUCACGUGCAGCAGCUGCGGACAGGCUGGAGCGUGCCCGUGAGGAAUACACGCGUGCCAGGAAGAGACUGGAUGAGUUUUUGUCCAGGCAGUUCCGUUAG
Molecule: messenger RNA, 780 nt
Organism: Henningerozyma blattae CBS 6284
Lineage: Eukaryota; Fungi; Ascomycota; Saccharomycetes; Saccharomycetales; Saccharomycetaceae
Gene: OM45
Product: Om45p
Exons: 1
Coding region: 1-780 (259 amino acids)
Source: RefSeq, a predicted model, not a curated record